AUGGCUGUCUCUUUCUCUCUGUUUUGUGCUCUCACCCUCUUCCUAAUCUUCAACCAAGUAAUCUCCCAACCCGCCCUUGACUCGGCCGAGCAAGAAUCGGUCUACCGAGUCCUCGACUCGAUCAACUCGGAAAUCCCCUGGCGGAACCUCUUCCCCGACGACCUCUGCCUCUCCGCCCCGCACGGCGUCGCCUGCGACUUGUUCGACGAAUCAGACGGCUCUCAAUCCACCCACGUCACCGAGCUAAGCUUCGGCUACGUCUCAGAUUACUCCCCGAACCCGCCGUGCACUCCCAACUCCACUAUAACCACUCCUCUCCUCUCCUCCUUCAAAUACCUCCGUAAACUCUUCUUCUACAAAUGCUUUUUCUCUUCCAAACAAGUCCCUGUUCCAGACCUCUCUGCUUUCGGCUCUUCUCUGGAGGAGGUCUUGUUCGUCGAAAACCCUUCUCUGGUUGGCUCUUUAGAGGGUAAAAUGGGAAACUUAACGAGUUUAAGGAGGUUGGUUUUCACCGGGAAUAAUGUUUCGGGCGAAAUCCCGGAUGGCUUGGGUGAUUUAACCAGCCUCGAACAGAUUACGCUCUCGAGGAAUAAGUUCACUGGGGAAGUGAAGGGAGAUUUGUCCAAGUUGAAGAAACUGAAGGUUCUUGAUCUUAGCCAGAAUGGGUUCGAAGGAUAUGUGUCUGAUUCGAUUGGAGGGUUGACCGAGGUUUUGAAGGUUGAUCUUAGUUGGAAUAAUUUUUCGGGGAAAAUCCCAGGUGGGUUGAAGAAUAUGAGGAAUUUGGAGUUUCUUGAUCUGGGUUAUAACAGUUUUGGUAAGUUUGGGAUUCCUCUGUUUUUAGGAGAGCUGACUAGUUUGAGAGAGCUGCAUUUGAGUGGGAACAACCUCGGAGGGGCGAUUCCGGAGAUUUGGGAGAAUCUCGGGGGUAUUAUGGGAAUUGGGUUAUCUGGCACCGGACUGGUUGGGAAUAUUCCGGCUUCCAUGGGGGUAUUUCUGAGAAACGCGUGCUAUAUAGGGCUCGAUAACAAUGGGCUUGAAGGGACAGUGCCAGAGGAGUUUGGCUCAUUGGAGUCUCUGAGUGAGAUUAAUCUGAUGAACAACAAGUUGAGGGGUAAACUUCCGUUUUCGGUUAAAUUCGCCGCGAAAAUGGGAGAGAAGCUGAAGUUGGAGGGGAACUCAGAUCUGUGCGUUGAUGAGGGAUUGAGGUAUGCCAAAAUUAGUGGCAGUUUAGGGCAGCUGAAAUUGUGCAGCAACAUCUCUCGUAUCGGUUCUAGCCAAGUCCUGUUUGUUGGGGGCAAUUCUGUCCAACAAACUUCUCAUCUGUUGAUGUUUCUGGGGUUUUUGUUACUUCUAGCAUAGUUGUAGUAUAACUUUACAUUUUACACUGCUGACUAGUUGGGACAUCAAUUUUGUGAGGUUGUAGUAAUUGUAGUUGGAAGGGAUAAUUAUGUAAUUAGGAGUUUCCACCAGUGAAAGCUGCAUAUAUAUUUAUGUUUCCAUUUAUGGCGGUAA
This is a messenger RNA of Rhododendron vialii, 1512 nucleotides long. Its product is annotated as piriformospora indica-insensitive protein 2. The coding region runs from base 1 to 1359 and encodes 452 amino acids. Gene Ontology annotation, molecular function: protein binding. The transcript has a single exon. Lineage: Eukaryota; Viridiplantae; Streptophyta; Magnoliopsida; Ericales; Ericaceae. The record is from RefSeq and is a predicted model, not a curated record.